Filobasidium floriforme is the source of this 1833-nucleotide messenger RNA. RefSeq lists its product as uncharacterized. The record is from RefSeq and is a predicted model, not a curated record. Gene Ontology annotation, cellular component: cyclin-dependent protein kinase holoenzyme complex; nucleus. Gene Ontology annotation, biological process: regulation of cyclin-dependent protein serine/threonine kinase activity. Bases 1 to 1833 code for a protein of 610 amino acids. Gene Ontology annotation, molecular function: cyclin-dependent protein serine/threonine kinase regulator activity; protein kinase binding. Lineage: Eukaryota; Fungi; Basidiomycota; Tremellomycetes; Filobasidiales; Filobasidiaceae. The transcript has 2 exons.
AUGGCUACCUCUACUUGCCACACGGUCAUUGACCGUAUCCACCCUGCGAGCAUGGUUCCCCGGAGCAGGCACGACCCCGAGUUUUGCGGGUUGAUGAGGAGUCGAGUCUCGGACGAGAUGAUCGCUUUCUUGGUCGAGAAGACCUCGAGCGUCAUCAGCGUCGAGGCCGAUGCGUCUGGCUCGAUGACGCCUCCUGCCACCCCGACCAAGCCUACCUCGUUCAACAGCUCUGUACCAGACUACACCAACGACCCGAUCGAACGAGCCGCCGUAGCUCUCGGUCUGCCUACCCUGUUCGAUUUCAUUCGGGGUCUGGUACAACAGAGCAACGUCCAGGUGCCCACCCUGAUGAGCACCGUCAUCUACCUCGAGAGGCUUCGACAGAAGUUGCCCAAGGUGGCCAAGGGGAUGCCUUGUACCCGACACCGGGUCUUUCUCGCCGCCCUCAUCUGCGCUGCCAAGUACUUGAACGACUCGUCACCCAAGAACAAGCACUGGCAAAAGUACGGACACCAUUUCGCUCUCCCCGAAGUCAACCUGAUGGAGAAGCAGUUGUUGUUCUUGCUCGACUACAACUUGAGGGUCGAAGAGGACGAGCUCAUCGAGGGCUUGUCUAGGUUCAUGGUCUCCCGAUCGGGUCGACCAUCAUCGUCGUCGUCGGCCAAGACUUUGGCUGCUACUGCUGCUCCGAGGAGGUCGAUGGACAAGAGGCCGAGCCGGUUAAAUUUGCAAGCCGUCACCUCGCAUAGGGGUCUUCCGACGCCACCCAUCACCCCCGUCUCGGCUCGACUGGAUUCGAGGGAGGACGUCGACGUUGACGCACAACACUACACCGCCUCGGGAUCGGCUUUGACGCCGGUGACCGCCAUGACCGACGCCUUGUCCCAGACUCAGUUGGCUUCUCCCGUCCGAAGUACUGGUACUUCUUCCCGACCCGUCUACCUCACGCCCAAGAGGCGAACGAGGACAUCGGUGGCGGUACCCACUUUGGCUUCCUCUUCGUCAUCAUCGGCAGGGCCUCGCCUGAUGGUACCGACGAUCGUUUCGCCACCAUCGCUCCAGCGAAGGGAUUCUUACGGGUCGACCUCGUCCGACGAUUCUACGGACGACGUGCUGGCCGAGCCUUGUCAGGCCAAUGAGGACCUCGUCUUGAGGGCCCGUGCCACCGCUCAGGGUCGGGUCGGGGCCAUCUCAUCCAGGGUUGCCUCUGCUAGUCAGGGCAAGUAUGACCCGGUCCGUUCGGUACAGCCCAUGUCGAUGUCGAUCAAGAGGGAUUCCUAUGGGCCAAGCUCGCCUUCCCCACGAUAUGCUGCCUCCAAGAAUUCGGUCACCCCUGUUAGGAACUCGCCUAGCAUCUACGGGCUGAGCUCGGUCGAGCGGGCCUAUGUCCGUCAGCGGGACGACCAAAAGGUCGCUAGGUACUACCAGCCUCCUUCGCAGGCGUACCACCGAUCGAAGCAACAGGCUCACCACCAGCGAUCUCCUCAUAUCGCCACCGACAUUGCUGUUGACGUCAAGGGAUCCGAGUACGAGCCAUUAUCCUCGUUGACCUCGGCGACGAGGAAGCAGCAACAGAGGCUCUUGAACGAGUCGGCCGCGCUCGAGUAUGGUAGACCCAAGUCUACUACUCAAGUACCUCAGUUGGUUGUCACCGGCAACGUUCCCACCCACUCGAGACCCGCCUUGAGCUUGAGGUCGUCAAUGAGCUUUACGGGGCUCAGGAACUUGUUGGCCGGACAUCAUCAAAACGCCAACGAUACCAUCGAACCGGUCACCCGACGGAUCAGGACCGUGACGGAUAACGGGGAAGAAGUCGUCAUCGUUCAACAGUAG